Messenger RNA from Xiphias gladius (swordfish), 3378 nucleotides. It is a transcript of the gene kbtbd12, whose product is annotated as kelch repeat and BTB (POZ) domain containing 12. The transcript has 6 exons. NCBI's taxonomy places the organism in Eukaryota, Metazoa, Chordata, Actinopteri, Istiophoriformes, Xiphiidae. Gene Ontology annotation, molecular function: protein binding. The record is from RefSeq and is a predicted model, not a curated record. The coding region runs from base 258 to 2120 and encodes 620 amino acids.
GGUACAUAUCUUUGUCUCCUGCAAUUGCUCACAGUCACUAACCCCCCUGACUGACAAAUUUGGCAACAUCAACAACAAAUGUCGCCUGAUGAAAAACCUGGAUAUUUACUGGUCUUUUUAGACCAAAGAUAACAGCAGACAAGAGGAUCUGAUGACUUUGACACAACCUCCUCUCUUGUUGUUCCUAAGUCCAUAAAACCUCCUGUGUAACUUUGUAAAUAUUAUUAUUAUUAUCACUAAAAAUAAGUUGAAGCAAAAUGGAUCUUACAGCCAAACAUGGGUUGGUGCUGCUGGACCAGUUGAGGAGGAUGAGGGAGACUGAGAACCUGACAGAUGUGGUACUGGUGGCUGAGGGCAUCAGCUUUCCCUGUCAUAGAGUUGUUCUAUCUGCCUUCAGCCCUUACUUCCGUGUUAUGUUCACAUGUGGCCUUCGUGAGUGCAACAGUAGAGAUAUAUUCCUGCGUGACACCCCUGCAGACAGCCUGGCUCUCCUCUUGAACUACAUGUACUGCUCAGAUCUUCCUCUCAACAACUCCAAUGUACAAGGCAUCUCCAUUGCAGCUUUUCUCCUGCAGAUGGAUGACGUCUUCACUCGCUGUCAGCAGCACAUGACUGAGAACAUGGAUGCCUCCAAUUGCCUUGGCGUGUAUUACUUUGCCCGUGACCUGGGUGCAGAGGAACUGGCUGACCAUGCCCAGCGCUUCCUGAGGCAGCACUUUGUCCAAGUCUGCCAGAGUGAGGAGGUCCUGGAGCUGGAGGCUCAUCAGCUGGGGAAGCUCCUGAGUUCGGAUGACCUUAAUGUUUCCCGUGAAGAGACCAUCCUGGAUGUGGUCCUUAGCUGGGUCAAACACAGCACUCUGAUGGAUGGAGAGGUUCGUAUUCGGCACCUUCCGGAGCUCCUGAGGAAGGUCCGCUUGCCACUGAUAAGCCCUGACUAUUUAAGAGAGGCGAUGAAGAGAAACACGGCCCUGCUGGCUGAUGCUGAAUGUCUAGAGAUGGUGAAAGAAGCCUUGGAGGCCACAGGGAUGCAUCCCUCAGCUGCACCACGUAAACUAAAGCUGCGGUACGGCAUGGAGACCACAGAUUUGCUGCUCUGUGUUGGUAAUGACGGUGGUGGGAUUAGGUCAAGAUAUGGCAACUAUGCUGAGCGCAGCUUUUGCUAUGCCCCAUCCACAGGAAGAACCUACUACAUCACUUCACCUCGCUACGGAGAGGCUCUGGGGUAUGUGUGUGCUGGGGUUGUAACUGAAAGAAAUGACAUUAUUGUGGCAGGAGAGGCAGGUGUGCGCAGAAUGGCCCGACAGAAGGUCAUGAAUGUUGAGAUCUACAGGUACAAGGUAGAGGCCCAAGGAAGCUGGGAGCAACUGACUUCAGCAGAGUACCGAGAUUCUUACGCCCUGGGAUCACUGGGUGACACUCUGUACCUGCUGGGUGGGCAGAUGAAGCUGAAGAACCAGUUUCUAAUCACUAACUGUGUGGAGCGAUGGUCUCUGCAAGGUGGACCAUGGCGGAGUGCAGCACCCCUGCCUAUGCCUUUGGCCUAUCACAGCGUGGUCAGAAUGAAAGAUCGCCUUUAUGUGAUAGGUGGUCGAACCCCACAGUCAUACAGGAUGGAUGAUGAGCCUGACCGUCUUAGUAACCGCCUUCUGGAGUAUGAUCCAAACACAAACAAGUGGACAGAACUAGGUCCCAUGAAGUACUCAAAGUAUCGCUGCAGUGCUGUGGUACUCAAUGGUGAAAUUUUUGUGAUGGGAGGAAUUGGGUGUGAAGGUUUGGACCGUGGACAAUCACGCCACUGCCUCGAUGCUGUGGAGAUCUACAACGCGGAUGGAGAUUACUGGAGGGAGGGCCCUCCUCUCCCAUGUGCACAACUCUCUCUGCACUCAAAUGCCUGUAAUGCAGGAGUGGUGGGAGGCAAGAUUUAUGUGUGUGGAUAUUACAAAGGAGCAGGUCGUCAUGAUGAUAUAACAAAGGACAUUUUAGAGCUGGACCCUUGGGAGAACCGGUGGACAGUGGUGGCUCGGCGCGCUCUGAUGCACGACAACUAUGACGUCUGCUUAGUGGCAAAUCUCAACCCCAGAGGACUCAUGUCCCCACCUGCAGACUUAGUAAAACUGUGACACCCCUGUCAGAUCAGAUCAAAGUCUGUUUGGGCAAAUUGGUGAAGGAAAUUAAUUAUUAAUUAUGAAUUAUUAAUGCACUUAUCGCUGGGCCAAAAGCAUUCAUUUUUCAAGCAGAAAAGAUGUUAGUGCUCUGGAUGAAAGAGGAUCUGCAGUUAAUGAUUUGCACGUUGUUGAAUGAGAAUAGAAAGAUAAUUCUGUAAAUAAGUUAUUUUUGUUGCUUUUUUAUUUUAUUGUGUAACAUCUGCAGACUAGAUUGCUCAUCUGAAACCUGCAGCUGUGUGUUUCAUAGCUGAAGUAGUAUUAUUAGCAACACCGGGAAUUUCCUUCAACAUUAAACAGAUAUGAAUUAUGGUUAGAAUUAUGAACUUCUGCUUCCGUGCAAAUUAAACCAAAUUGCAAAGAAUUUGAACUGGUUUUACAGGUAAAUGUUACAGCUUUAAUGGCUAAAUGACUAAGGGAAAUUGACACUGGCAGACCUAGUUCAUAUAUAAAAUAAUUUUUAUUUAUAUAGUUUUUCAAUAUCUUUUUGUUCAUUAAUUUGUUAAUUCAAUUAAUCAAUUUGCUCUUUUUUGAGGUAUGCUUGCUAAAGCAGAAUAAAAAUUUUUUUGUGCUAAUAAAUAUGCACCUUAGCAAUGUUAUGGAGCAUGGUUUUAGUGGUUUGAACACGGACACUGUUCUUUUUAAUUUAUACUUUAAAUGUACACUUGCCAGUUUCUAAGGUACACCUGGUUCCAACUCAGGCGGUCUUACACACAAGUCCCUCAAUAAAUCCUGCCCUAUGAAGAUUAUCUUGUUUAGUUUAGUUUCGUUUAUUUUUUUUAGAAAACUGUUUUAGAAUGUUGUUAAUUAAGUUUCUGAUCAUUUUUGGAGUCUGUAGUUUGUGGAGCUUUGGGAAUGUAGUGCAUUAUGCUGAGAGGUGUUUCUAAUAAUUAGUCUACCCUCACUGAUAUAAAUAUGGUGCACAAAAACACCUGUCAGUAUAACAGUGGAACAAGAGGGAGGGUCUCUAUUGAUGACAUGUGUGGGAGGUGACAUAAAGAGGAAAUUUUCAGGAGACUGUAUGACAAAGUACUUACUAUUUCUACAACACAGUGUAUCAGAAUUGUAACAUGUUUCACAGAAAUUAUAUGGCAGAUAAAUGUUGUUCACAGUAAUUAUGUAAGAGAAUUAUGAUUUGUUUGCAAGCCUUUCAGUUUAUUUUCAAUGUCAAGUCAGCAGUAUAAGUAAUGAAUAAGUUAAUUUUAAAAAGUCAUCA